Paramormyrops kingsleyae is the source of this 4570-nucleotide messenger RNA. NCBI's taxonomy places the organism in Eukaryota, Metazoa, Chordata, Actinopteri, Osteoglossiformes, Mormyridae. The record is from RefSeq and is a predicted model, not a curated record.
UGGGGGUGUGCUAGCAUGUCCCUUAGGUCGAGUCACAGUAAAGUGGGAGUGUCCCAAACCUGGAUGUCGCUUUCUUGAAUUUGGAGGGUGAUCAAAAUUUGAAGACCGAUCACAUUCCUGGUCCGUUAUCCUACUGGCGGAGAAGCAAAAGUGAUUUAUUAAAAGAUGUGGAGACAAGUUUGUAAUGUGGAGGCUGAGUGAGGAAAACGCCGGUGGCUAUUCAGAAUAGCACCAGAAAGGUACCACACAUCAAUAGCCCGCGACAGAUGGUUGUCCGGGGCGUUUAGUAAAUCAUCACUUAACCGACGUUUAUUACUUUAAAUUGCAAAUUAAUUAUGUUGGGACAAUUGCUUCCGAGACUCUGUGUAUUAUAUGGAUUUUCCAUCAUUAUUCAAGGCUUAAAGGCUCGCUCUUGGGAAACCCCGCCGCGCAUCGUGCACCACCCGUCCGACGUGGUGGUGAAGGUUCACAGUCCCGCCACGCUGUCCUGCCGGGCGGAGGGCUUCCCGGAGCCCACCAUCGAGUGGUACCGCAACGGGCUGCCGGUGGAGACGGACAAGCAGGAUGGCCAAUCGCAGCCCGUGGUUCUGCCGGAGGGCAGCCUCUUCUUCCUCAGCCUGGUCCCCGGGAGGCGGGGUCAGUCCCAGGAGGGCGUCUACACUUGCGUGGCCCGGAACAGCGCGGGCAAAGCCGUCAGUCGCAACGCCUCGUUGCACAUCGCCGCUCUGCGCGAUGAGUUUCUCAGCCAGCCCAGCAAUGUGGAUGUGGCAGUGGGAGACAUGGCCGUCCUUAACUGCACCCCGCCUAUUGGUCACCCAGAGCCCAACGUCACUUGGAAGAAGGAUGGGAUCCUACUUAGCGACAUGGAUGAACGUUUCACAGUAUACAAUGGGAAGUUAGUAAUUGCGCCGGCUUACAAGAAUGACACUGGAGUGUAUGUCUGUGUGGCAUCAAAUAGUGUGGGGGUGAGAGAGAGCAGAGGGGCCAGACUGUCGGUUUUAGCAAAGCCAGUAUUCUUGCGGAAGCCCGAGGACAUAACAGUGAAUAUCGGGGACGUGGCACAGUUCUUCUGCCAGGUCCAAGGAGACCCGCUGCCAUCAGUGAAGUGGAACCGGGACCAAAGCUCGCUGCCCAGUGGGAGGUACAUAGUGAACCAAGACCAAAGUCUUCAAGUCCACUACGUGACAGCCCAGGAUGCAGGGCGGUACACCUGCACGGCCGUCAACGAUGUGGGCGAGUCGUCCGCCACUGCCUUCCUGGCUGUGCAACAGGCGGUGAGCCCUGGGGAGAGGGACCUGCACAGAGAGCUGUCAGCUCUACGUGUGGACCUUGAGGAUGUGAGCGUGCUGCCCCCUGCCUCCAGCCUACUGCAACUGCACUGGAGGCUACAGCCUUCCUGGCCACAGCUGCAUCAUCUGGAAGGCUUUGAGGUCCUCUUCCGCUCUCUCCUCCCUGCCAGCUCCGAGUGGCUGGCGAAGAGGGUGCCCCUACCUCACCUGCAAGCCGUGGUUGGCCCCCUGAAACGGGGAUAUAAGUAUGAGUUCAAAGUGCGGCCCUACAGCAGCGACCUGUAUGGCCGCGAGAGCAACACCAAGCACCUUCGGGUUCCAGAGCUAGUGCCUAGCUCACCCCCUGGUGGAGUCGCUGUGACGAUGGCCUUGGACAGAAACAAUACCAUCCGAAUUAGCUGGGAUCCGCCUCCACAGGAAUCCCACAAUGGGAUCAUUCAGGGCUACCAGGUGUGGUGUGUGCAGCCAGAGGGUCAGAAAUCCCUCAACUGGACGGUGAACAGCGCCACCCACAGCCUCGAGAUUACCACCUUUGAGCCGGGGAAGCAGUACUGGGUCAGAGUGGCUGCCGUGAAUGGGGCUGGAGUAGGAGUGCAGAGUGAUCCAAAGCAGCUCACCAUAGAGCCCCAGCGCUCCCUGAUCCCUCACCGGAAUGACUCUGACGUCCUGACGCGGGCCUUGGCACUAGUUCGGGACCCAGUGUUCAUCGGUGGUAUUGGCGCCCUCUUGUGGUGCAUCCUGAUGGUUACGGUGGUCUGCUUGUACCGUCGGCAUACAAGGCCCACCCACCUGAGAGCCAGACACCGCAAAUCUGCAGGACUUUACCGGCUGGCCACUGAGGACCUCAUCAUAAAGCACAGAAUGGCCGCCCCAGACUCACCAUGGAUGCCAGGUAUCUGGAAAUCCCCUCAGAAUACUGAACAGUACCACAGCCUGUGGGUCCAGAGUAAGGACAGCCCAAGCUUCCAGAAAGCCACUCUGCCAGUGACUGAGAAGAAAGACCCGAUCCCUCUGGAUACCGCUGUCCCCGUUGUGUCUGACAGCUGCGGGGUGUAUGGAACCUUCUACGUGGACCUCACCUCCAACGGCCUCAAGACGUUCAACAGCCCAGCUCAGCGUCCCAAAGUGGCCCACCAAGGUCCACAGGCUCCUGAAACAGCUGGGCUUUCUCAGCCUGUGCUUAAAAUUCCCAUCACCCAGGAGAGCCAGCCGUUGCCAUGGAAACAUGCCCUACCCAUCCAACCCAGAAUGGGAGUGCUGAAGGAGUCCCGGGAGAAGGGUCACAAGCGAGAGCUCCACGCCGUCAACAGCGCCCCCCUGGUGCCCAUUCGGCAGCAGUCGAUGGCUCUGCAGACCUCUCCCAAAGCCCAUUUGCAGAGGUUUAGCCAUCACACGCCAGGUGGCCUAUUAGAAGGCUCUUCCAGACUCCUGCAUUACUCUGCAUCGGUGCAUCUGAUCGACAUGUUGCCACCAGCGACCCAGAGCCCACUGGAUGAGACCCGCAGCCUGAGCUCAGAGGAGGGGUCCAGCCGCUCCACCAAGCUGACGGAGGACAGUGCCUCGGUGCUCUCCAUGUGCCCUGCGCCUCCUGCCUCUACCGCUGCCUCCGACUGCCUCUCGUUCUCCAACCGGCCUUAUAGCCGUCUGUCCACAGCCUCCUUCUGCAUGUCUGUGGACGACCACCAGGACAUGGCCCUCGCUGCCCAGGAGGUGUCGCAGUACCUGGAGCUGAGCCCCAAGAUAGAGAGGCGGAGGAUCCUGUCAGAGAGCCCCGUGUCCCUGCCCCGCCCUUUUACACCGACACCCACCUUUGGCUACAUCUGCGGGCCCCUGAUGUCUGACCUGGACACCGAGGACACUCACGAGGACACGGGCAGGUCGCACCAUCCCGUCGCGAGGCGAGUGGCACUGAGGAGCACGCCCUCUUCUUGCUGCAGCGAAUGGGAAGACUCGCUCUGGAAUGGGUGGGGCUCUGUCACCGAUAGCAACGUGCCCAGCGCGCGCACCAGCAUCAUCAGCUCCUCCGAUGGCUCUUUCAUGACUGACACCAACUUCGCAAGAGUCCUGGCUGCAGCUGCGGAAUCCAUGGGUGGCACCAGUUUGUCAGAGUUCUCGCCUUCUGCCUCUCCCCUGAGCUCCUUCUUCCCUACGAGGGAGUGUUUCGGGGAUCUUGAUCCCCUUCCAGUGUGGAACUGGAGCACAGCCUGGAUGGAGGAGAUGGAGGCGCACCUUCGUGCCUCCAGGACGGCGCCAGCGAGUCCAGCUCCAAUCUUCAUGCCAGAUACUUUGGGUCAUCGUCAGGAUGACAGGAUGGGGGCAGUGUUUCUGGAUGGACAGAGCAUCAACAAAAUGCACUCCCGAAGAUGAUCGCCUUCAGCUACCAUCCACUGAAGAUCUGCCUGCCUCAAGCCAGCACUGGUCAAUGUACUACAUUAGUAGUACUACAUUUCCCAAAAUACCUCAGGGCAGUCUUUCUUCAGCUGAAUCAUCCCCCUAUGACCCGGGUUCAGUUUUUAUAGUGAGGAGUUGAACAGGAGACCAUAUUUUAUUAAACUUUUUGAGAAACAUAAGAAGAGAACAUGAUGGAUUGUUCUGGAAGCUCUUUCAGAGUGUACAUCACUGUUUCUUUUUUCUGUGAUUUUGUCCAUUUCUGCUCUUCUUAAACAAGAUGAAUCUGAUCGAAGCAGAAGCUGUGUAUUUCCUCUCAGUUGCAAUAUGCUGUACAAAUCUUUUUUCAGCAAUAUUAUUAUGUUUUCCAUUAUUCUUUUCUUCAGAUGAUUUAUUUUUCCAGAAAAUACUGAGAGGAAUGGAGAUCUACUGUUCAAAGAUUGUAUUGUACGUUUAUGUUCACUCCUGUUUGAUGUUUGUGUUAUAGGACAUCAUUGUUUCUGUUUGGAAUCUUAAGCUGUAGCUGUAUUUGAUGGGCAUUGCCGUUUACUUUUCUGUUCAUGUGUUUACAGAAAACGAAUAUAUAACUAAAAAAAACUUUUUAAAUAUUAUAAUCCUAUAGUGAGCCAGAUACACAUGUAUAAAUGGAGAAAUUAGUAAGGGAUGUGCUGAAUUUGUAAAGGUUUGUAUUUUAUAAAAUAGAUUAUGUCUCAGUAGAACUGGGCUAAUAUUUGUCUCACGGGAGAUUGUGUGAUUAGAUAUUUUUCUAUUAUUAUCACAAUACCUUGUAAAUGGUAGUUUUACACUUUGCAUUUUGUUUCUUACACUGUGAGCUAACCAUGGUUUUCUGCUUGUGGCCUUACUGAUGGAAAUAAAGGAGCCAUGUGACAUCA